Messenger RNA from Parathielavia appendiculata, 1508 nucleotides. RefSeq lists its product as uncharacterized. The record is from RefSeq and is a predicted model, not a curated record. Gene Ontology annotation, biological process: double-strand break repair via homologous recombination. Bases 301 to 1272 code for a protein of 323 amino acids. NCBI's taxonomy places the organism in Eukaryota, Fungi, Ascomycota, Sordariomycetes, Sordariales, Chaetomiaceae. Gene Ontology annotation, cellular component: Slx1-Slx4 complex. Gene Ontology annotation, molecular function: 5'-flap endonuclease activity; crossover junction DNA endonuclease activity. The transcript is spliced from 2 exons.
CCAGUGUAGGCAUUCGCUAGCGGACCCACUCCUGCUGAGUAUGAUACGGAGGACAUAAUAAGCCGCCAGUGCAAGUCGGGCACUGCCAACCACCAGCAGACCAAGUAACGAACCUCCUGCUGGGUUUCCUGACCGACACCAGCAACCAGCAUCACACGAGUUUGUAACUAGUAGUUGGAAGAGAUGCAACCUUCGCAUGGAAGAUUUAGCUCUUCACGACAACACAUCGCCCCGCCUGAAAUGUUGCAGAAUUGAGGGGUAACUGAGCCCAGCACUCCAACGACCUUCGAUCGACGCGUUAUGGCAGUCCAAUGCAAACCCAUUCCGGCGCUCUACACUGUUUACCUCUUGCGUUCAACAGUCCGCCAUGCCUCGCUCUACAUCGGCUCCACUCCGAACCCGCCGCGCCGGUUGAGCCAGCACAACGGCUUAGUCCGUGGCGGCGCAGCCCGCACAUCGCGAACCAAGCUCCGGCCAUGGGAGAUGGUGGCCCUGGUCUCGGGUUUUCCGAGCAUGACGGCAGCGUUGAAAUUUGAGUGGGCUUUGAACAACCCGCACAUAUCGGUGCAUAUCCCCUCGUCGUCGCGCCUCGCCGUCUCAACGCAAGUCAAGGCCAACGGGCAGCCGCGUCGCCCGUCCAAGAGUCUCACCUCGGUCGUGUCGAACUUGCACCUCCUCCUGCACGUGCCCAGCUUCGCGCGGUGGCCGCUCAAAGUGCAUUUCUUCAAUCGGGGGGUAUUCAACGCGUGGGAAAAGUGGCGCACGACGGCAACCGAGCAGCUGAGGGCGAACUUGGCGGUGGUGACGGAUUUUGGGAGGGAGGCGGCAUCCGGGAAUGAGACGGAGGCGGCACGUGAGGUCAAGGACGGAGGGGGAUUGCAUACGUGGGGGAUCCACGCCUUACCGCUGGACUACGAGCCGAUCAAGGAGUACGUGGCCAAGGGACAAGAUAUUUUCGAAUUUGAGCGCCAGGGGCGAUGCGUGGUUUGCCAGGAGGAGAUGCAGGCGGGCGAAGGUCUCCAGGCGCUCUGCACCAACCAUGGCUGUGACGGGGUCGGCCAUCUCUCGUGUUGGAGUCGCCACUUUUUGGCAGGCGAAUACACUGAGAGCAUUAUGCCGGUUCUGGGUCACUGCCCCAAGUGCUACGGCGUGGUGCUUUGGGGUGAUAUGAUGAGGGAGCUGACGCUGAGGGUCAGGGGUCAAAAGGACGUGGACAAGCUGCUCAAGAGGAAGCGUCGCGGCGGCGCGAACAAGGCUGCUGGUAAAGCUUGAGCAAGGUGAUGUGAUCAGGAUGGAUCCGGUUUACUUUGGCGCGGCGUUUGAGCGACGGCGGGACAACCAUUGCUGACAUCAAGAUACCCACAUACACGCUAUUUCUACUACCUCUUCACAGACAUGCUGCGGUGGGUUUCUUGCUUGGCAAGUGACACUCAAGCUAAUCCAGGUAACAUAUCCGUACAGACUUCUUCAUCCUCCAAGAUUGAUGUGAGACCCAGCGAACCCAAGUU